This is a messenger RNA of Cydia pomonella (codling moth), 4352 nucleotides long. RefSeq names its product FACT complex subunit Ssrp1 (gene Ssrp). The record is from RefSeq and is a predicted model, not a curated record. Bases 134 to 2293 code for a protein of 719 amino acids. Gene Ontology annotation, cellular component: FACT complex; nucleus. Gene Ontology annotation, molecular function: DNA binding; histone binding; nucleosome binding. NCBI's taxonomy places the organism in Eukaryota, Metazoa, Arthropoda, Insecta, Lepidoptera, Tortricidae. The transcript has 13 exons.
UCAUUCAACAGUCAACACUGUGACACUGACAUUCGUUCUGUGCUGUUGCCGCCUGUUAAAAUUUUGUUUGGCGCACGUUUAUCUAAAAAGCGGCGUGGUUUCAAGUGAAUUUCUCCCUUUUUAGUAGUUAAUAAUGGAAUUCUUAGAAUAUAAUGAUGUAUCAGCAGAGAUCAAAGGAGCUAUGGUGCCAGGACGAUUAAAAAUGACCGAUCAGAAUAUUAUAUUCAAGAACAGCAAGACCGGAAAAGUGGAACAAAUAUCGUCUAACGACAUUGACCUAGUAAAUUUCCAGAAAUUCGUGGGAUCUUGGGGCCUGAGAAUAUUCAUGAAAAAUGGUAUACUACACAGAUACGGAGGCUUUAGGGAGGGGGAACAAGACAAAGUGGCCAAGUUCUUCAAAUCAAACUACAACAAGGACAUGCUGGAGAAGGAGCUGUCCCUCAAGGGCUGGAACUGGGGCACGGCCAAGUUCAAUGGGGCGGUGCUCAGCUUUAAUGUGGGAUCUAAUACAGCUUUUGAGAUCCCGCUGCAUUAUGUAUCACAGUGUAAUACAGGGAAGAAUGAAGUUACACUUGAAUUUCAUCAGAAUGAUGACACACCAGCAUCCCUAAUGGAAAUGCGUUUCCACAUCCCAACAAACGAGUUAGCGGGCGACAUGGAUGCCGUGGAGGCCUUCCACCAGCAGGUCAUGAACAAGGCUAGCGUUAUCUCCGUCUCGGGUGAUGCCAUUGCUAUCUUCAGGGAGCUACAGUGUCUUACACCUAGAGGUCGCUACGACAUCAAAGUGUUCCAAACCUUCUUCCAACUGCACGGUAAAACCUUCGACUACAAGAUCCCCAUGUCGACCGUGCUCCGCCUGUUCUUGCUGCCGCACAAGGACACGCGGCAGAUGUUCUUCGUGGUGUCGCUGGACCCGCCCAUCAAGCAGGGCCAGACGAGAUAUCAUUACUUGGUGCUGCUGUUUGGGAUUGAAGAGGAGACGAGCUUGGAACUGCCUUUUACUGAGGAAGAGCUGAAAGAAAAAUAUGAAGAUAAAAUCACGAAAGAGCUCUCAGGUCCAACAUACGAAGUGCUAGCGAAAAUAAUGAAGGUCAUCAUAAAUAGAAGAGUCACCGGUCCAGGCGAUUUCUUAGGGCACCACAAGACUCCGGCAAUCGCGUGCUCGUACAAAGCGGCGGCCGGCUACCUGUACCCGCUGGAGAAGGGCUUCAUCUACGUGCACAAGCCGCCCGUGCACAUCCGCUUCGAGGAGAUCGCCUCCGUCAACUUCGCCAGAGGAGGCGCCUCCUCCACCAAAUCGUUCGAUUUCGAAAUAGAGCUGAAAUCCGGCAGCGUGCACACGUUCAGCAGCAUCGAGAAGGGCGAGUACGACAAGCUGUUCGACUACAUCACCUCCAAGAAGCUACACGUCAAGAACACCGGCAAGAACGACAAAGCCCUAUACGACGACGACUUCGGCGACUCGGACACGGAGAAGGAGCCCGACGCGUACCUGGCGCGCGUCAAGGCCGAGGCCAAGGAGCGCGACAGCGACGACAGCGACGACGAGAGCACCGACGAGGACUUCAACCCCGACAAGGCCAAGGAGAGCGACGUCGCCGAGGAGUACGACACGAAUCCGUCGUCGUCAGAAGACUCUGACGCGUCGAACGCGUCCGGCGACGACAAGAAGGAGAAGAAGAAGGAAAAGAAACCCAAGAAGGCUAUUACUAUUUCCGAAGCACCCCGUAAACGCAAAGACAAGACCAAAAAGGAAAAAGACGCAAACGCGCCAAAACGGCCGGCGACCGCCUUCAUGUUGUGGCUGAACGAGAACCGCAAGAAGAUCACGGAGGAGAACCCCGGCAUCAAGGUCACCGAGAUUGCCAAGAAGGGCGGCGAGCUGUGGCGAGACCUCAAGGAUAAGUCUGAAUGGGAAGAGAAAGCCGGCAAAGCGAAAGAAGACUACAACGCAGCCAUGAAGAAAUACAAAGACAGUGGCGCCGCCGACGAGUUCAAGCAGAAGAAGAAGCAGGCGGCCAAGGAGGCCAAGGCGGCCGAGAGGAAGAGCAAGGCGCCGCCCAAGAAGAGCAAGAACACCAGCGCCGGCUCCGGCUCCGGCAAGUUCACCAGCAAGGAGUACGUCGAGGACGACGACUCCUCCGACUCCGAUAACGACAAGAAGAAGAAGGAUACUAAGGAUAGCAAAGACUCGAAGAAAGAAAAGGCGAAAGCCAAGAGUUCUUCAGAGUCGGAAGCCGAGGCAUCCGCCUCCGGCUCGGGCUCCGACGCCAGCGGCAGCGGGAGCGAUUAGUGUACUAGCUAUACAUUUAGAUGAGUCCAAUCCAUGAAUAUAUUACAACUGACAUUUUGGAAUAAGAACUAUGCGUUCAAUCGGUCAAAAUUAUUUUCUUUGUCUUGUUUCUAACCACUUGUCAGGCCUGUAUUUCUGUCUUGAAUCAAGUAAAUAAGACAAUAAGUCGAGUGCAAUAGCAUGUCUUUCUCGCUGCAGAUUAAAAUCAACAUGAGAAUAAUUGAAAACAAAAUUUCACCCUAUACGAAUAGCUCCACUUUGUCACAUUUUUUGAUGACAAAAAACCAUACAACGAAAAGAAUUUUGACCCAAAUGCUCGAGUGUUAGUCAACGUUUAGUAAGCCCGGUGGAGGCGCGAAGUUUAAAGCCGUUUUUUUUACUUGAUUAUUUUUUGUAUUAUACUACCUGAGAUUCCAAGUAUAAAAAUAAGCCUUUCAGACCCGUACAUCGAGAUUUGCCAAUAAACUUAAAAUGACGUUUAGUGAUAUGUGUUGAAUUUAAAAAUUAAAUGUAAUGAACCUGCACUGUUGGAAGGGUGUGAAAGGUAAAAAAAAGUUAUUCUAUAGAAUAAUGUAUAAGGAUGCUAUGUUUUUGGGCUAUUUCAUGAAAAAGUACUUACUACAACAAAAUACGAUGCUCUUGAGUAUUACAUUUGAAGAAAACUAUGACAACGUAAUAAUGUACAGUGCUCAAUACGAAUAGGAAAGUAAAAGUUGUAAAAAUAUUAUGAUACCUUGAGCAUUGCUGAAACUUUUUAGAAGUAUCAUGUUCCUUAUAUCUCUAGGUAUAUAUUGUUUUCUGUAUAAAUACAUUCAUUCAGGCCGGUUACCGUAAUUAUUACUGAUGCCGGUUUUCCUUAUUUAGUUUCCUCCGAAACGCUAAUAUACAUGAAACUAAACAAAACCCUACGCAAACAAAGGAAUCAGACAUCAAUUGAUCAUGAGUUUGUUUUUAUAAUUAUUUGAAACUUGUGUUUAUGGAUAAAAUUUGCGAUGUCAAACGAAAGCUGUGCUUUUUUUUGUUAAUUUGGUUUGUUUAAAUAUUAAAAUCAGCCUAAAAUAUAUGGAAAUGAUAGAAAUUUUCAAUAAUCUUUAACUAAAAACAAUGGUAGUACAGUCAAGUGCAAAAAUAUGUAUCUAAUAAAUCGUCUCAUAAAUAUGGUACCACGCUCUUAUUACACUGGAAUAAGAUGAUGUGGGACAUAUUUUUGAGUAAGAUGUGUACACCCAUAUUUUUACACUUGACUGUACCAGUGAGGCAAAACUGUUCCUUUCGGCUUUUCCCGGCUCCUUUCGGCUCAGCAUUGCUCCGAGCAAUUAUUAGGGUUGGCAUAACUUGAUGUCCCUUUGCGUGUACGGCCACAGACGAGAUAAAGUGACAUGAUUGGCUUUUGACAACCCUAAAUAGCCGAAAUCGAUAGUACCAUACAUAAGAAAGGGACAGCAUGAAUCGCUGUCAAACUUCGGUUUUGUAGGAAGCUUCUUUUCUGUAUGGUAGAACUAUUAUUAAUUCUGUACUUACACAAAAAAACAGUAUUUAAUCUUCCAUAUGUCUUGGGCUGAAUAUAAUAAGUAUGUGUGUCCUAAUGUAAAAUUGUGAUAAUGUUUGUAAACCAUUCCUUUCUUACAAAUGAUCUGUUACGUACCAAUCAUAACCUGUAAAUAUAGUUAAGUAAUUAUUAAUUUUGUUAAAUCCCAGUUAAAAUCUGUUAAUUUAUAUUAUACAGCAAAAAUCGCAAGGCAAAUGUAUAAUAUAGACCGUGUCAUUCACAAAGACGCGUGCCUUGUCUCGUAAUGCCAUAUUAUUAAAGGUUAAAUCUGACAAAUCUGCGCGUCAUCGUCGAUGACACGAACUAUACAUGGCUUGAAAAAAAACUGGGCUAAUAUCGAAGGUCGUAAAUUACGAGCAACUAUCUCUGUUACUCUAAUUAUGCCUUAAUUGUAGUAAAAGAGAAAGAUGCCCGAAAUAUGCGAAUUUCAGUGUUCGUAGUAGGCCCUCUGUAUUCCAAAAGUAACCACCAACUUAAAAAGCUUAAAAUAACUAAAACGGCCAAGAACAU